CCUGGGCGGAGGGGGGGGGGGGCGGUGUUACACGGCUCCUUCAGCGGGACGCUGGGCCUCAUAGAUGGGCGGGCUGCAGCCUGGAUGAACGGAGAGGAGGAAUACCGGGAAGACGGCCUGGGGCUGUGCUGCUUCCACAAUGUUUGUCCAAUGCACCUGGAAGUGUGCAAGCUCCAUGCUGCUGAUUGCACUGCUGAGCUGCGUCCUUUCUCCUCCAGCACAGGCUGGCAAGAGCUCAGAGGACAUCCGCUGCAAAUGCAUUUGUCCCCCAUACCGGAACAUCAGCGGGCACAUUUACAACAAGAAUGUAUCACAGAAGGACUGCAACUGCCUGCAUGUUGUGGAGCCCAUGCCAGUGCCUGGGAAUGAUGUGGAGGCGUAUUGUCUGCUGUGUGAGUGCAAGUAUGAGGAGCGCAGCACCACCACCAUCAAGGUCAUUAUCAUCGUUUAUUUGUCUGUGGUGGGGGCACUGCUGCUCUAUAUGGCUUUCCUUGUGCUGGUGGACCCUCUGAUCCGAAAACCAGAUGCUUACACACAGCCCCUGCACAAUGAGGAGGAGAAUGAGGACUCUCGCUCCUUGGCUGCAGCCCCAACCCCAUCGGGGGCCAGAGCCAACACUGUGCUGGAGAGGGUGGAGGGAGCCCAGCAGCGCUGGAAGCGCCAGGUGCAGGAGCAGAGGAAGACAGUUUUUGACCGCCACAAGAUGCUGAGCUAGAGGAGCAGUGAUGCAGCACCAAGACCCUGGGUAGCUCAGCAGGUAGAGACAGACAGCAAGUCAUCCUUCUGCACAGCCAUGGUGUUGGCCUGAAAGCUCUAACCCUCUUUGAUUUAUCCUCUUGUAGAGAGGGGCAAGCCAAAAUGCUUGUCCCUUGUUUUUGUCCCCUUGCCCUGUUGUACAUCUCAGCCCAUAGGCUGAGACCUGCACUGACUGCUGGCCCCUGGCCGCAUGUAAACAGCCAUAGACAGCUCUGCCACCCCACUGCGUGGGUCACUGGGGGCUGCAGCUCCAGGGUGCUGUGCCACUGGCAUGAUGCCACAGGCACUGCUUGCUGGGGCUGACGUCUCCAUCAGCCCCGUGUUAGAAAGUCUUGGUGUGGAGUUCAGUGGGAUAAAAAUAAUGGGAUCAUUUUUUGUGGGAUAAAUUAUAUGGUGCUGCUCCAGGAUGAAGAAGCCGCCUCCAUCUCCAGUUUGCACUGAUGUUAAUUGGGAAUUCCAAAGCAUGACACACAUGCGCUGCAUGUGGGAUCCCUGCUGCUGGUCAGCUGCUGCUUGCAUUUCCUCUGGUGUAACCUGUGUGGGUUCCAUGUUAUUCAGUAGAGUUUCUCCAGAUUUACAACAGCAUAACAGAGACUGCAGUUUGUUUCUGUGCAGGAGAACGCUGAAUUAGCUUAACAAGUAAAAGAACAGGUACGCUGAUUUACAUUUCUAUCUCUGUUUACCUCCUUCAGCAGCAGAUAAAAAUACACUGGGGAGAAAGCUUUUAGUCUGUAACCCUGUUUGUAACCGUUGACAUUCACACGGUGCAUGAAAGGCAUUGUGUCCAAGAGAAGUGGGGCAGUGGCUUUGCUGGAGCACACCUUAUCUCUAAGUUAGAGAUAGGGGUUUGAAGGCUGAGCUAUUCGGUGGAUAAAGAUCUUUCUUUUGUUGGAGCUGGAACUGGAUGAUCUUUAAGGUCUCUUCUAACCCAAGUCAUUCUGUGGUCUGGGGCUCACAGCCCUAAGAAGGUCACCUUUGUGCUCCUUAAAGUUCCUGAGACCUCUGACUGUGCUUUGGCUGGUGGAAGAAAACAAGGUGAUUCUACAACGUGCAUCCCACUUACAACAUCAGGAAGGUGCUGGAGUUUAUCAUGUAGCAUCUCUGUAUUAAAUGCAGACAAAGAA
Coturnix japonica (Japanese quail) is the source of this 1880-nucleotide messenger RNA. RefSeq names its product transmembrane protein 9 (gene TMEM9). NCBI's taxonomy places the organism in Eukaryota, Metazoa, Chordata, Aves, Galliformes, Phasianidae. Gene Ontology annotation, cellular component: lysosomal membrane. The record is from RefSeq and is a predicted model, not a curated record.